Molecule: messenger RNA, 2628 nt
Organism: Scatophagus argus
Lineage: Eukaryota; Metazoa; Chordata; Actinopteri; Scatophagidae
Gene: nt5c3a
Product: 5'-nucleotidase, cytosolic IIIA
Exons: 8
Coding region: 1-996 (331 amino acids)
Cellular component (GO): cytoplasm
Molecular function (GO): 5'-nucleotidase activity; magnesium ion binding
Source: RefSeq, a predicted model, not a curated record
AUGGACAGGACGGCCGUGGUGAAGGUCGGAGCCGCGGCCAGCGCGAGCGUCUGUGCCCUGUUCGGCGGCGUAGUUCUGGCCCAGUACAUCGUCGCCAAGAAGAAGCGAGCAGGCAAGAAAACUCGGAUAAUAGAGAUGAUGCCUCAGUUUGAGAAGGCGACGGUCCACAUGAGGGACCCCGAGAGGGUGGAGCAAAUCAUCUGUGGCCUCAUCAAAGGAGGAGCUUCCAAGCUGCAGAUCAUCACAGACUUCGACAUGACGUUAAGCAAGUUUGCUAUCAACGGCAAACGCUGUCCGACCUGUCACAAUAUCAUUGACAACUGCAAGCUGGUGACAGAGGAGUGCAGGCAGAAGCUGCUGCAGUUGAAGAACAAAUAUUACCCCAUCGAGAUCGACCCUCAACUCACCAUGGAGGAGAAGUACCCGUUCAUGGUGGAGUGGUAUUUUAAGUCUCACUCUCUGCUUGUGGAGCAGCGGAUAGAGAGAGACAAGCUGUCUGAGGUGGUGAGAGAGUCCGACGCUGCGCUCAGGGAAGGCUAUGAGCAGUUCUUUGACCGGCUGCAGCAGCACAACGUACCUGUAUUCAUCUUCUCCGCCGGCCUGGGCGACGUCCUGGAGGAAAUCAUCCGCCAAGCCGGAGUCUACCACCCCAACGUCAAGGUCGUCUCCAACUUCAUGGACUUCGAUGACAACGGCGUCCUGAGGGGUUUCAAGGGCGAGCUGAUCCACGUGUACAACAAACAUGACGGCGCCCUGCGCAACACGGAGUACUUCAAACAGCUGAAAGAGUACUGCAACAUCAUCCUGAUGGGCGACUCGCUGGGGGACCUCAGCAUGGCUGACGGAGUGCCCAACGUGGAGAACAUCCUCAAGAUCGGCUUCCUCAACGACAAGGUGGAAGAGCGACUGGACAAAUAUCUGGACUCUUAUGACAUCGUCCUGGUGAAGGACGAGACUCUGGAAGUGCCCAACGCCAUCCUGCAGAAGGUCCUAUAACUGCCUCCAGUCCACUCCUGUCCCCCCAUCAGACCCUUCCUGCCACGGGCCUGUCACACUUCUGGCACCAACUGAAACCCUAGUCUCUGGUCCAGAGCUGGUCCACUUGCUCUGGAUCCUGGAUCCCGUGCCCCCCCCCCCCACAACCCUGUAAAAACCUUUUUUAAAGACAUUUUACAUCCUCUAAAUGAACUGUUUUAAAAGUCCACACAGCAGCAUCCUCCUGUCUCUGGUGUGUUUUGUCCAUUUAAAUUGCUUCUGAUGUUGUUUUAUGAUAAAAGAAUUUCCACAAGUAAGAUAAAAAAACUCACCAGAUUUCAUUCUGUAAUUUAAUAAUAAUAACUUUAUUUAUUUAUAUAUAUGGCACAGAGGAAGUCCAUUUGUGCCAAUGUGAUGGAAAAAAGUCCUUUAAAUCAUAAUGAGUAACCCUCUCAGAAUAAUGACUUUGUAUCUCAAAAUGAAGUAAUUAUCAUUUUAAUUCAUUGCAUUAAGAUGCAAAGUCAUUAUUUGGACAUUAGAAUGACGUACCGGAUCUCUUCUGGAGUUCAUCACACUGGUGGAAGCGAACUUCCAUAUGCCAUUGUUAUUCAGAGGGUUAUUUUUGCAAUAGUAAUAUUUUUAAACCAUCAGCCAGCUGCCCGUGAUGAGGCCCAGGACGGGCACAGUGUUGUCUGUCCCAGCAUGCCACAGGUAGUGUGGGUGUGUGAGUCCACCUGCUCACGCUGUGAAACUGAGCCGUUUGUGUCAGACAUAAAACUGCUUUACAGCCUUUUGGAAGCCAUAGAAGUAGUUCAGUACAUUAAAAGACCUUGGAAAUGUAAUUAGAAAGUAGAAUUAAAGUGUGCAGCAGCAGUAUGAUGGGAAUGAUCAGAGGAAACGCACUUUAGGUUCUGGAGGAUCGACCUGUACGUGAACAAGUCGUCAUGACUUGUUCCUGCACAAAAAAAGUCACGUUUACACAACGUGCUCAUCAUAUCAGCACGGACGAAAAAGACUUUGAUGGCAAAUGGCCUUUUGAAUUUUUGAGCUUCUCUGCACAGCCGACUCAACAGUGGAGUGUUGUCCCUGCUGCUGUUUAAGGUUAAAUCGGCGUUAAGUGAGGAUGACCUCUGACAUAACUGGAGUUUAGUUCACUGUUUCAGUAACCGGAAGCAGACAAACUGCUGCCAGUGGCUCAGUAAAAACCCAGCAUGUUUAAUGUCAUCACGUUCUCAUUCUGUGGUUGAAACUGAGCACUACCUCUGAAAUAUUCACCCGUUUGUUGUUGUGGGAGGUUCAAAACUAAAAUGUCACCAUCUCCGUUUGUCACCACAUGUUGUGUUGAAUGUUUGUGUUUUAAAUGUGCUGCUCUCGCCUGCAUGUUGCCUUUUCUUAUGGAUACGUUUAUGUCAGAGGAAACAGAGACUUAAAAAAUAUAUAUCAGUUAAACGGGGAAUAAAUGUCAUACUGUAUAUGUGGGCGUUGCAUAGAAAUGUUCUAUUGUUUCACUGAAUUUGGAGCGACCUCCAAAAGCAUAGACCAGUGUGUUGUAUUUUUAUAAGCAGGUUGUUUUCUCUGUUCUUCGAUGGUGUGAUUUGAAAAUGCAAUAAAAUGCCAUCUUGUGAUUCACGACGGAUCACAGACCGGACAGAA